Messenger RNA from Racocetra persica, 319 nucleotides. The record is from the annotation of a GenBank genome assembly. NCBI's taxonomy places the organism in Eukaryota, Fungi, Glomeromycota, Glomeromycetes, Diversisporales, Gigasporaceae.
AAGAAGUGGCCAACAAAGUAGUAGAGGUUAUGUCAGAAGAAACUAUGACCAAAGUUAUAAUUGUAGUAGAAUUUCUGUUGUGCAAUCAGAUUUUAAUUUUGAAACGUCAAAUGCCAAGUGCAACAAAAAAAACCUUGUCAAAGAGGUUAGUAUUACUUCUAACCAUGAUCUUAAAGAUAAAAGUUGUAUAGAUGGUAUUGAAUUUGAUCCAAAAGAGGUGAAAAAUAAUGUUUUAAUGCCACUCAUUAAGACCUACUAUGAUAAGGUCAAAUCUUUCUUUAACAACAUUUCUUGUGAAAUAAUAGAUCGAUUGGAAUAA